Messenger RNA from Colletotrichum lupini, 858 nucleotides. RefSeq lists its product as uncharacterized. The record is from RefSeq and is a predicted model, not a curated record. The transcript has 3 exons. The coding region runs from base 1 to 858 and encodes 285 amino acids. Lineage: Eukaryota; Fungi; Ascomycota; Sordariomycetes; Glomerellales; Glomerellaceae.
AUGUACUUCGCCUGUACGGAUACACCGCACACCAUAGAAGGCCUGGAUGAAAGUACCGGGCCAGGUACUCCGGGAUGGCCAUUCGCAGUGCCGCUUUGCGAAUUACAGAGCGGAUACCCGUCUUUUGAUGACUGGGUCUCUCGUCCGGGGCACAGCGAAGGAAAAGAAGGAAAACGAGACAAGGGACGGCGGGCGUCAUCCCAGUCUGCCAGCACCAGCCCGGCUCCCCAGUCACAUCGAGGCCUUGGACAGAACAAGACAAGCCUCUGUGAUCAAACCGCCCCUACCCCGGCCUCCACGCUACCGAAGCAGCAACCUGCCUUGCCCCAUCUUUCCCCAACAUCGUGCCCCCCUCUUCAGACUUGCUCCGAGUGCCUCCUCUUGCAGUCUCACUCCGUGGUGCCUCUAGGUAGUCUCUCCUCUCCCUCUGUGCCUCUCUCUCCGCGGCACCUUCGUUCUUCCCUCGGUCCUUGCUUUGGGCCUACUUCUCCUCCUCUUCCCCAAGCUACUACCUGCCAACUGCCAACCUAUCCGUACGGAUACACUACAGCCCAGUGUCCACUGCUACCACCCCGGCUCGCCUUCUUCUCUUUUUUUCUGCCCCCUUCGUGCAACAUCCCCUUCUCCUCUGCCUUGAUUGGACUUGAGCUCCUUGUCAAUCUCCUCCCCCUGGUUCUCUCGGCCUCUUGUCUGGUCUCUGUGCUUCUGCACUUCAUCGUGAGCCUCUCAACUCAGCUCAUUUGCUUCCCGACAGCCCAGCUAGACGACUGCCAGGCCCUUCUAAAGCCACCUCGAUAUGACCUGAUCAACAACAGCUUUGCCCUCCAACCGGCCUACGCUAGCUAUUCGGCUUGCUGA